AGCAAGAGAACCAACUGUCCUGUCAAAUACUGAUGGUAGAUCGCACCCUCAUGGUUGCGAUUCAGGUCUUGCUAGUAUAUAAUAGAUGUUAAUUGGGACGACAUUAUGAACCACUACGCUCGCUGGGGUAUAUCCCCGAAUAUUACCAGGAAAAAUAAGAUGGAAUCGCCUAAAUCGAAUACUGAAACAGAAAUAAAGUCAGAGGAGAGUAAAAGUGAAACUAAAGAAACAAAACAGGAGGCUUGGGGUUACGAUUUGUAUCCAGAAAGAAGAGGAACAUUUACACCUAAAAUAUCCAACAUUUUGUUAGGAAAAGAAGGAAAGGAAAAUCUUGAAAAGAUUAAAUGUGAAAAGAAUGUUUACCACUGCGUUAAAAACAGCCCAAUAGUAAAAACUAUGAUGGCGGCUCUAAAAAGUUCUGGUUGUCCUAUUGAUAUAAGAAGACACAUAUCCUGUGAAGUGUGUGACUAUUCUGUGAGCGGAGGAUAUGACCCUCAGUUAAACCAGAUUGUUGUCUGUCAAAAUGUGUCCACAAAAGAAGGCAUGGUCCAAGGUGUUCUAACUCAUGAAAUGAUCCACAUGUUUGAUUAUUGCCGGAACCAUUUGGAUUUCAGAAACAUGGAACACCUGGCAUGUACUGAGAUCAGAGCGGCAAACUUAACUCAUUGUUCAUUUUUAAGUGCAUGGUCCCAGGGAGAUGCUUCAUGGAUCAAAAUAAAGAAGGCACAUGAGGAUUGUGUCAAAACCAAAGCACUGUAUUCGGUGAUGGCUGUUCGUCAGAUUGGCAAGUUAGAGGCGGUGGAAAUUAUAGAGAAGGUUUUCCCAAAAUGCUACAAUGACAUGGAACCGCUUGGAAGAAGAAUGCGUAGGAACUCCGAAGACAUGCACCGUGUGUUUAGAGAGGCGGCAUAUUAUGGGUAUGACAUAUAAGUAGUAAGUUACAACUAGGGUUGCUAACCUUUUUUUGUAAGAAGUAGAGAAAGUCUCAUUCUACUAAAUAGUGCCAAUAAAGAGUACAGUUUGAUAAAAAGGAUAUCCAAAAUUAAUAUAUAUUUUUUUUAUUAUUAAUUUAUAAAAGGGGUUUGGAUACCAUACCAAGUAUUUUUCUCUGAGAAAGUUUUGUGCGAGUGAUAAGUUAAAGUGCAUAAUGGGCAAGUCCCACAGAGUCAGUAUAUUAAAAAGAGUGCUUUAAGUGCAUACACUGUUUUUUGUAGGUUUUAGAGUACACAUACACGAAGUAUAAUAAAAUACUCUGUUUUAGACUACGGUUAGCAACCCUAGUUGUAUCAGUGAUGUGUUUUUAAAGGCCUCCCAUCUAAGAAUAGAUGUAUAUCAUAUAAUCAAAUAGCAAUUAAUGUGUAGAUAGUACCAAUAUUAUGUUUGUAUAUUAGUCUAAUAAUUAGGAAGAAAUAAAAGUUGUAUUUAUUAAAUUAAAAUAA
Molecule: messenger RNA, 1439 nt
Organism: Leptidea sinapis
Lineage: Eukaryota; Metazoa; Arthropoda; Insecta; Lepidoptera; Pieridae
Product: mitochondrial inner membrane protease ATP23 homolog
Exons: 6
Coding region: 106-930 (274 amino acids)
Biological process (GO): mitochondrial proton-transporting ATP synthase complex assembly; mitochondrial protein processing
Cellular component (GO): extrinsic component of mitochondrial inner membrane
Molecular function (GO): metalloendopeptidase activity
Source: RefSeq, a predicted model, not a curated record